AGGUUUAAUGCCAGGAUGAUGUUGCAUGGAUGCGUGUGGGACUUCAGUGUGGCUUUACUGAUAUCUAGUGGUGAAAUGGUGCAACUGACUCAAAACUUGAUGUUUUUAGGUCCAGAGGACAGUGUUUAAACAUCAUCUUGAACAUUAAAAUAAAUCAUAAUAUCUAGACUUUCAUAAUAUCUCUUACAACACUCAUAAUGAUAAUGUUUCACUUCAGUGAAUAUAUCCUUAUCCUACAUGUGUGUUUUUAUAUUGCAAGUUUAAAAACAUAUAGAUGUGACAGAAUAUGAAUGUUAAUUUGAAGGCUGUACCUGAGGUAGAUUUUUGGAUUGGACUGACUCAAUAAGUUUUUCUGAGGAGGUAGAUCUCUGUCUGUUGCUGUAUUCUGCUUGCAUGUUUUACUGUAGUUUUGUUUUGAAGGGAAUCUUGUUGAUCAAUGACGGCACACAUGAACUUGAAGAAAUCUUGAUGUUGCUGUCUGACCUGCCACACAACAUUCCCAAAGAUGAUCAAAAACUGAUCCGCCCUCUUAAAACACAUACCAGGACGCCAGUCUCAUCAUUUCACUCCUUUCUGUCAUGCGUUUAUGAAUCUCUGGACAUAAUCGAAUCAUAAUAAAAACACGUUCAAACAGGAUUUCUGAGGAGAUCAUUUCUGAACAGACAGCGGAUCAUUGUGACUCUUCUGGUGAUUGAGUUUUGAAACCAUCGUUCACAAAGUGAAAGUAAAGUUUAGAUCGCUGGAGCUCAAACUGUGAAAAUGGAUUCACUAAAUGUACCUGUAGAAGAACUUUCUUGUCCUGUGUGUCGUGAAAUCUUCAAGGCUCCUGUCGUUUUAUCAUGCAGCCACAGCUUAUGUACAGAGUGUCUUCAGAAGUUUUGGAGAAUCAAGGGAACUCAGGAGUGUCCUGUCUGCAGGAGAAGAUCCUCAAGAGUCAAUCCUCCAUGUAAUUUAGUGUUAAAAAACGUGUGUGAGUCGCUCCUGAAAGAGAGAAGUAAGAGGCAUUCAUCAGAGUCUGAGGAGCUGUGCAGUUUACACAGUGAGAAACUCAAGCUCUUCUGUCUGGAGGACAAACAGCCGGUGUGUUUAGUGUGUCUUAACUCCCAAAAACACAUCAAUCACACAUUCAGACCCAUUAGUGAUGUUGUUCCAUCAUAUAAGGAGGAGUUGAAAAACGCACUGACCUCCUUACAAGAGAAACUUACACAUGAGGAGAGAAUAAAAGGAGAGUUUGAGAAAACAACUGAACACAUCAAGUCUCAAGCUGAUCAAACAGAGCAUCAGAUUAAACAGCAGUUUGAGACGCUUCAUCAGUUUCUCAGAGAUGAAGAAGAAGCUACAAUCACUGCACUGAGAGAGGAAGAGGAGCAGAAGAAACAGAUGAUGAAGGACAAGCUGGAGGAGAUCAACACACACAUCUCAGCUCUUUCACACACAAUCAAAGACAUGGAGGAGAUGAUGAAAGACAGUGACGUCUGCUUUCUGAAGAAGUUUCCAGUCUCGAUGGAAAGAGUCCAGAUCUCAUCACAGCCGGAUCCACAGACUCCUUCUGGAGCUCUGAUUCAUGUGCCACGAUACUUGGGCAACCUGCCCUUCAGAGUCUGGAAGAAGAUGAAGGACAUCGUCCAGAACACUCCUGUGAUUCUGGAUCCAAACACGGCUCAUCCACGUCUCCUCCUGUCUGAUGAUCUGACCAGUCUGAGAUGGAGCGUGAACAAACAACCUCUUCCUGAUAAUCCAGAGAGAUUUGAUGAGUGUUACUGUGUUCUGGGUUCAGAGGGGUUUAACUCAGGAACACACUGCUGGGAUGUGGAGGUUAAAGAGAGUCUGUGCUGGAGUAUUGGAGUCACUACAGCAUCAAACCAGAGGAAGGGACGGGAUUUCUAUAACACUGAUGUCUGGAGUGUGCAGUAUGAUCAGUAUGAACUGUAUGAACGGUCUGGUUUUAAUAUUAAACAAUAUCUUGAGCGUAUGAGAGUGUAUCUGGACUAUGACAGAGGAACAGUGUCAUUCUCUGAUCCUGUGACUAACACACAUCUACACACAUUCACAACCACCUUCACUGACACGCUCUUCCCAUCCUUUGAUAGUUUUUCCCCUCUCAGGAUCUUACCAUUGAAUAGUCAGUAA
Molecule: messenger RNA, 2130 nt
Organism: Carassius gibelio (silver crucian carp)
Lineage: Eukaryota; Metazoa; Chordata; Actinopteri; Cypriniformes; Cyprinidae
Product: nuclear factor 7, brain-like
Exons: 6
Coding region: 760-2130 (456 amino acids)
Molecular function (GO): zinc ion binding; protein binding
Source: RefSeq, a predicted model, not a curated record